CAAAGGAGGAAAAGGAGUCCCACUCCGCUAGCGUUCAACACUCCUCUCUCCACCCACGCGCGGUAUUCGAUUCUUCUCUCCCUCUCCCUCUCCCUCGAUUUCCUCGUUCCUCUUCCCGAUCCAUCUUCUCAUCUUCCAAUUCAACCACCAAUGGCCACCGCUACCGACAACCCUAAUCCCAACCCCACCCCCACCAACCCACCGCAGCAGGACCAAAACCCUAACAAAACCCUAGACCCUGCCCCUGCCACCGCCCAUUCCGACGCAGAUCCUUCCGUUCCACCUCCUUCUGCCGACAACAACAACACCACCGCACCUGAUUCCAAGGAUGCUCCACUGCCGUCCGACGCCGCAAACGAUGCUCCUCUCUCCGAUAUUCAGAAGAAGAUUCGCCGCGCUGAGAGGUUCGGUAUCUCCGUCCAGCUCUCCGAGAAAGAGAAGCGUAAUUCCAGAGCUGAAAGGUUUGGCACUGGGUCCACUACGGUACAGGGAACAGAGUCAUCGAAAUCAGAGGAGCUGAAGAGGAAGGCUAGGGCUGAGAGGUUUGGGAUGCCAAGUCCAGCUUCAUCUGCUGAUGAAGAGGCAAAGAAGAAAGCACGACUCGCCAGGUUUGCCCCGGCUUCCAAGGUUGACCCCGUUGAGGAAGAUAAAAGGAAAGCAAGAGCAGAAAGGUUUUCAAAUCAGUCAUCAGGUUCGCUAACUCAAGUGAAUGGCGAGGGGAAGAUCGAGCCUCAGAAGGCUGCUAUUGCAGGAAAAGCUGGAGGAGGAGCCUGACUGGCAAGCUGCCUCCUUUACCGUAGGAAAUUUUCUUUUUUAGCUUAUAACAGUUUGAGAUUCCCAGUGUCCUCCACACCUCAGAUGCAUCUAUCAUUCAUUUGUGAACUGCUGCCUUCCUCUAAGUCAUGCCAAAGAUUGAACUUGCCUGAAGAAGCUUCCUUUUGUUUCUUGUGUUUGUUUAUUAGGUGACAUCUUUGGGUAAUUAAUGGCCAUCUUCACAGUGUUACUUAUCUUAAAUUCAAUGGACUAAAACUUUGGAAUCUACAGCCUAGAGUUUUUCCUUUUGACAUUGAAGGUUUUGCUGAAAGGAAGGUAUUUCAUACUUAAUGUCAUCUGUAUCCAUUCUACCAAACUUAUCACUGUGCUAGAAGUGUGGACCAAGCUGGUUUUGUUAACUAGCACCUUGCUGAUCCAGAAUCUGCUGACGAAAUGAUAGGGUUUCUUGCAUAGUUUGUCUUUGGAGAGCUAGGAUAGAUCUAGAAAUUGUUCCUUAAAUAUAACAUUGCUUGAAUAAUAUAGGAUGAUCCUUUUAUGCUAAAAAGUAAACUGAUUUCCUUGGGUAUUCUUAGGGGUUGAUGAUAUUAAAUCAUUAAUUGGAGUAAUAUCCGUUAACUUUUACUUCUUUUUAGAUGGUGACAGGUAUAUCUCUCAUUAAAUAAAAUUAGGAAAAGGAAAAAAAGAGAUCAGAAAACAUAUGGUUAGUGAUGACGGUUGCAUUUUGAAAUGCAUAUAUUUGUAUGACAUGCAUAUAUAGUUGUCAUGUUUAGAUGUUAGUAGAGAGUAGUGAGUGAUUGGAGUGAAUGGAUUAUGUUUUUUAUGCUAUUAUAUUUUAUUUAGAGCUAUUUCAUUAAUUUUCUGGAUCAGUAGAAAUGUUGGAAUAUUGCGUUCCUGCUACUAUCUUCUGGCACUCGUGCAAAAAAUGGUAAGUCGACUCUCAAGUUAAAGUUUUAAGUGUGUUUUGAAACCGUUUUAAGGAGGCUUUAACAAGGCUGUAGUUUCCAAUUUUUUAAUCUAUGCAUUUAUCUAGAGAUAAGUAAACCCUUUGAAGAUGGCUUGAUUUUGUGCCAAAACUUAGAAUUGUACAAUCUUAGGGCUGAAUGUGGAGGGAACGCGUCGAUUUUUUUUUUUUUUUCACUUGAUUAUAAUUAUUACCUUGUAAUUUAUAUUUAAGCUUUUUGCUUUGCUAUAGUUGAGUUGCGUUUUUCCUUUUGCUAGCUGUUAAAGUAUAUAUCUGGGGGAAUCGUUAUAUUCUGUUAGUUUCGUAUUGCAAACAAUUUCUUGUACUCUAUUGCAUAUUAUUACUAUGAAAAAAUGGAUAACAUUUCCGCCGAAUCAUUGUGUUGUU
Arachis stenosperma is the source of this 2122-nucleotide messenger RNA. RefSeq names its product protein MODIFIER OF SNC1 11. The coding region runs from base 151 to 774 and encodes 207 amino acids. Gene Ontology annotation, cellular component: nucleus. The transcript has 6 exons. The record is from RefSeq and is a predicted model, not a curated record. NCBI's taxonomy places the organism in Eukaryota, Viridiplantae, Streptophyta, Magnoliopsida, Fabales, Fabaceae. Gene Ontology annotation, biological process: poly(A)+ mRNA export from nucleus.